CGCCGCGGGGCUUGCCGGGCCGGCCGGGCCGGGACAGGCGGCUGUCUCCUCACCACAGCCACCACCGCCAUGCUGGCCGCUCGCCCACCCAACUGGGGGCCCCAUCGCGCUCCAGCCCCCCGUGGGCGCGCCAGCCCUGACCCGGGUCUCAGCGGCGGUGGCAGCCGAGGUGCAGGAUGCGAGAAGGCGCCCCCCGGCCGGGCUCCCGCUCCAGGCCUCGCUCCCCUGCGGCCCUCUGAGCCCACCAUGGCUGUCCCACCGGGCCAUGGUCCCUUCUCUGGCUUCCCGGGGCCCCAGGAGCACACGCAGGUGCUGCCGGAAGUACGGCUCCUGCCGCGGAGGCUGCCCCUGGCUUUCCGAGACGCGACCUCGGCCCCGCUGCGUAAGCUCUCCGUGGACCUCAUCAAGACCUACAAGCACAUCAAUGAGGUGUACUAUGCGAAGAAGAAGCGGCGGGCCCAGCAGGCGCCACCUCAGGACUCGAGCACCAAGAAGGAGAAAAAGGUCCUGAACCACGGUUAUGACGAUGACAACCACGACUACAUCGUGCGCAGCGGCGAGCGCUGGCUGGAGCGCUAUGAGAUUGACUCGCUCAUUGGCAAAGGCUCCUUUGGCCAGGUGGUGAAGGCCUAUGACCAUCAGACCCAGGAGCUGGUGGCCAUCAAGAUCAUCAAGAACAAGAAAGCCUUCCUGAACCAGGCCCAGAUUGAGCUGCGGCUGCUGGAGUUGAUGAACCAGCACGACACAGAGAUGAAGUACUACAUAGUGCACCUGAAGCGGCACUUCAUGUUCCGGAACCACCUGUGCCUGGUGUUCGAGCUGCUCUCCUACAACCUGUACGACCUCCUGCGCAACACGCACUUCCGCGGCGUCUCGCUCAACCUGACGCGGAAGCUGGCGCAGCAGCUCUGCACGGCGCUGCUCUUCCUGGCCACGCCCGAGCUCAGCAUCAUCCACUGCGACCUCAAGCCCGAGAACAUCCUGCUCUGCAACCCCAAGCGCAGCGCCAUCAAGAUCGUGGACUUCGGCAGCUCUUGCCAGCUCGGCCAGCGGAUCUACCAGUACAUCCAGAGCCGUUUCUACCGUUCGCCCGAGGUGCUCCUGGGCACUCCCUACGACUUGGCCAUUGACAUGUGGUCCCUGGGCUGCAUCCUGGUGGAGAUGCACACUGGAGAGCCCCUCUUCAGUGGCUCCAAUGAGGUGGACCAGAUGAACCGGAUCGUGGAGGUGCUGGGUAUCCCACCAGCCCCCAUGCUGGACCAGGCGCCCAAGGCUCGAAAGUACUUUGAGCGGCUGCCUGGGGGCGGCUGGACCCUACGAAGGACAAAGGAACUCAGGAAGGAUUACCAGGGCCCCGGGACACGGCGGCUGCAGGAGGUGCUGGGCGUGCAGACGGGCGGGCCCGGGGGCCGGCGGGCGGGGGAGCCGGGCCACAGCCCCGCCGACUACCUCCGCUUCCAGGACCUGGUGCUGCGUAUGCUGGAGUACGAGCCCGCCGCCCGCAUCAGCCCGCUGGGGGCGCUGCAGCACGGCUUCUUCCGCCGCACGGCUGAUGAGGCCACCAACACGGGCCCGGCGGGCAGCAGUGCCUCCACCUCGCCCGCACCCCUCGACACCUGCCCCUCCUCCAGCACCGCCAGCUCCAUCUCCAGCUCCGGAGGCUCCAGUGGCUCCUCCAGUGACAACAGGACCUACCGCUAUAGCAACCGAUAUUGUGGGGGCCCUGGGCCCCCCAUCACUGACUGUGAGAUGAACAGCCCCCAGGUCCCGCCCUCCCAGCCGCUGCGCCCCUGGGCCGGGGGGGAUGUGCCCCACAAGACACAUCAGGCCCCUGCCUCUGCCUCGUCACUGCCGGGGGCUGGAGCCCAGUUACCCCCCCAACCCCGAUGCCUUGGUCGUCCCCCAUCACCAACCUCACCACCACCCCCGGAGCUGAUGGAUGUGAGCCUGGUGGGCGGGCCCCCAGACUGCUCCCCACCUCACCCGGCACCCGCCCCCCAGCACCCGGCUGCCUCAGCCCUCCGGACUCGGAUGACGGGGGGUCGUCCACCCCUCCCACCCCCCGAUGACCCCGCCACCCUGGGGCCUCGCUUGGGCCUCCGUGGUGUACCCCAGAGCACGGCAGCCAGCUCAUGACCCUGCCCCCUCCCUGGGGCCCCUCCUGAAGCCAUACCCCCCCAUCCGGGGGCCCUGGGCUCCCAUCCUCAUCUCUCCCCUUGACUGGAAUUGCUGCUACCCAGCCGGGGCGGGUGAGGCCUGCACUGAUCGGGGCCUGGGGCAGGGGUUCAAGGAGAGGGGUUGAGGCUCACCUCCCCACUAAGGACUGGACCCUUGGCCCCCCCCUCUCCCCUUGUUUUCUAUUUAUUGUACCAAAGACAGUGGUGGUCCAGUGGGGUGGGGGGAGAUCCCCCUCACCCCAGGGCCCUAGGAGGGGUGGGGGCAGGUAGGGGGAGAUGGCCUUGCUCCUCCUUGCUGUACCCCCCAGUAAAGAGCUUUCUCACAUGCCCGCCUGAGCGUUUGCAGGCCCUUGGCUCCCCUCACCCCGCCCUCAGAGUCAUGGGGAACGGUGUUUGGGGAAGGGGUGCUGGCAGAGCUUUGUGGUUGGGGUGAGGCCCCGGUCCCUGGGGGAGUUAUGGCACAGAUAUGGGGUUGUAGGAGGCAUGGGGUUGUGGAAUCUUAGACAGCGAUCCUGGAUAUAUGCUCCUAGCCCUCACUGGCCUUUUCUCGGAUAAACUGAGACCUUGAAAGGUAAAGGGCCAGCUGUCUAUGGGGAACAUCAGAUUCUGUCCUGAUAAGCCAGGGUUUGCACAGAGUCUGCACAGGCGUGGCUCAUUCUGCCAGGCGUUCAGAAGGUGCUGAGUUUAUGUAGCAGGCCUUAUUGGUGCCAUCUGGGGGAUGGCAGGCAGCAAUGGGAACAGAAUUUACAUUCCCCCCACCCCCCACCCCAUUCACACACGCACACGUCUUGUCUCACUCUUUGGAAUCAGUGCUGAGCAAAAUGUUUUAGAUUCUCAGGCAAAAAGAAAUUACCGGGGUUCCAGGUAAGUGGGCCUGUUUCCAUGGUAAUUUGGAAAUUUCUGUCCCCCAACCGGCCAGUCAAGAGCCCCCAGGUUCAAAGGCUACUGGUGCGCGGCGCUUUCUGGGAAAUGGCGUUCUUGGCACUCCUUUUUCCCGGUUUUCGUUGCUGAACUACAGAGCCCAGAGUUCUUUUCGCUCACGCGCUUAGCGGCUUCCCAGGCAGCCACUCGGCAGUCACAGACAUCCAGGGCCCGGAUGCUGGAGGCGGGCUGUAGAGGAGGAGAAGGCAGUGAUUGGGUGGUUUAGGCCAGACUCUCCGGAGCAUUGAGUUCUCCAGUCUUGCGGCAGGUGGGUUGCGCGCUGUGCUGGGAGAGCGUGCAAGUUAGGCGUUCGUGAUCUCGGAGCAGGAGGUAAGCGGGGAGGCCCGAAGUUGCCCCACAAUAUGGGGCAUUGCUGGCCGCUCUGUUGGGUGCGGCUCGAGGCCCAGUCGGUAGGAGAGACGGGCAAGAGCCCCGUUAUGGAUCUGAAUGUGUUCGCUAACGGAAGCCGCUUGGAACGUGGAGAAAACCCGGUCCAGCACUGGUAGGGAAACCUUCCUGGGGGAGGAGGUGCUGUCUGAACUGAGACCUGAAGACGGAGGAAUGUUUGGGGGUGGCGGUAGUGCGGCGGAAUGGCUUGCGCGAAGGCGGUGAGAAACAGGUGUGUGAAUGAAUCGCAGGUGAUUCGUGUUAGUGGAAAUCUUAUUGAAAAGGGCUGUGUGAAUUAGGUCGUGGAGGAUUUUGUUGGCUCUUUAGGGAGCUUGGACUUUGUCCUGAGGGCAGUAGGGAACCUCGGGGUAAUUUCCAGAAGGGAAGGGACCCAAUUUGCUGCCAGCUGCCAGAAGAGAUUGACGGGAAAGACUAGGGUCUGGGAGCCCAGGAUGGCAGCCGUGGUGUCCUAGGCAAAGAGAUGCCAGGAUUGUACCAUGACAGGGCCCUUGGAUGGGAGGGGAGGAUGGAUGUGGGUGGAGGAGACUUCCCGAAGGCCGAGUUCACAGGCUGUGUGGGAGAGGGAUCUCUCUAGCACUAUAGAACAGAUUUUGGCAUAUCAAAAAUGCUUUAAAAAAAAAAAAAAAAAGUAUUUUUUGAAUGAAUUGCCAUAGGAAGGAGGUACUACUAUGAUCUCCCUUUUGCAAAUGAGGUUACUGAUGGUAGAAAAAACUAACUUCCCAAGAUAGGGUUUCCCUGGUAGCUCAGCUGAUAAAGAAUCUACCUGCAAUGUAGGAGACCCUGGUUCGAUUCCUGGGUCGGGAAGUUCCCCUGGAGAAGGGAUCAGCUACCCACUCCAGUAUUCUCGGGCUUCCCUGGUGGCUCAGACGGCAAAGAAUCUGCCCACAAUGCGGGAGACCUGGCUUCGAUCCCUGGGUUGGGAAGGAGGGCAUGGCAAGCUACUCCAGCAUUCUUGCCAGGAGAAUCCUCAUGAACAGCGAUAUGGUCCAUGGGGUCGCAAAGAGUUGGACAUGACUGAGCAACUAAGGACAGCCCGAGAUGACGUGGCCAGGAAGCAGAGGGCUGAGAGUCUGCGCAAGGCGCACGAUGAGCCUCAGGACGUCAUGGCAGUCAGACCAUCUAAGUCCUGAAGGGAACCUGUGAUGAGCAUAGAAACCUACCCAGAACCUCUCCCCUGACCUGUUGACUGACUGCCAGCAUACCUCUUCUUGAAUAUCUAAAGAUGCUGAAAUCCUGGUCUUUUCCCCAAAACGUAUUUCUCCCACAUUCUCAUUAAAUGUCAGCUCCAUCCUUGUAGUUAUUCAGAUCAAAAGCUUUGGAGUUGUCCUCGACUCCCCUCUUUGUCUUAUACCCUUGUCCCGUCUAUCAGCAAAUACCCUCAAAGUAUAUUCAGAACCUGACCAUUUCUUCCCACCUCCACUCCUGUCACCCUGGCCCUGUCCACACUCAUCUCCUGCCUAGACCAUCAGUGGUCUCCUUGCUCCCCACUGUCUGUUUCUCACUUGCAGCCAAAAGGACAUUCUGAAAGCCUGCAUCUGGUCCAUCUGGUCACAUCCCCCCCCCCCCCCCCCAACCCCUUGAUUCCGUGUGGCUCCAUCUCACAGAAGGUAGAAACCACAUUCCUGUCUGUGGGUGCAAGGCCCUGCAUGAUGUGUCCCUGUUACCCGUCUGACAUCAUCCACUCCCCUCGGCUUAUUCCCUCUGCCCCAGCCACACUGGCCUCAGGACCUCUGUACUUGCUAUUCUCUUUACCUUGAACCCUCUUCUCCGAGAGAGUCAAGGCUCACCUUCAUCUCCUUUAGGUCUUUAGUCAGAUGUUACCUUCUUCUGGAGGUUUAUCCUAACCACCCAUCUAGAACUGGAUCACUGAUACUCAAAUCUGUCCUCUUUAACUUGUUUAUUGUCUGUCCCCCCCGAUAGCAGACCAUCAGGGCAGAAGCUUUUGUCUACUCCAUGCUUUUUGUCUUAACACCUAGGAGAGCUCUUGACAUGUAGUACAGACUCAGUAACUAUUUACAGGAUGAAUGGAUGGGUGACUUCAUAGUAGUUGCCAAUCCCAGCAUCCUAGGAACUCUGCUGAUACCCUGUGCCCAGGGCUGCCUGAAAAUUUGCUGAGGUCUCCGACAUCCAAGGGGCAUUUCAUCUUGCCUCUGCUUUGUGCUCAGAAUUGAGAAUGCUGCAGAGAACAAAAGUUUCCCUAGAGAACUCACAGUCUCAGGGGUGGAGGCUCAGAUUGUUAAUUUAUCACACAUGUAUGAAAUUACAAAGUAGAGUGUUGUGAGAACACUUGACAGGAUGUCUAAUCUGGACCCUAGGAAAUGAGGUUUGAGGUGAUGAAGGAAUAUUAACUCAAUCAAGUGUGUGUUUGUGAGACUUGGAAUGUAGAGCCUGAGGGGGAGUAAGAGACCAUGUGGAUCCUGUAAGGAGUUUGUGUCUUAACCCCAGGUGCACUGGGAGGUUGUAGAAGAAUUUUCGUUUUGGGUUUUUUUUUUCACACUGUGCCGGCUUGCAGGAUCUGUUUCCUGACUAGGGAUUGAACCUGCGCCCUCAGCAGUGAAAGCUUGACGUCCUCAUCACAACCACCAAGGAAGUCCUGGGAAGCUGUAGCAUUUUAAACAGUGGAAGGAGGCAUGAUCGGUUAUGUGUGUUGCAAGCUCCCUUGGGCGUUGUGUGGGGAACUGGCUGUAGGGGAUUGAGGACUGAAGUAGAGACACCUGUGAGGAAGCUGAUUGCCUUGAAGUUAAAAUGGCUGCUACUAAGGGAGACCGUGUGUUCUUCCCUGUUUCUCCCGUGAAGAGGUGGAGUCUCCUCCUCCCGUUUAAUCUGGGCUGGCCUGUGAUUUGUUUUGACCAGCAGAAUGCAGUGGAAGUGAUGCUGUGCUGGUUGGGGGUGCCUGGGCCUUAGGAAGUGGCAGCUUGUGCUUUUUGCUCUCUUGGAGCCCUGGACCACCCCCUGGAGAGAGAUGCGGAAAGAGGCAGGCCCAGCCAGCCCCCAGCUGACGUGCUACAUCAGACACGAGUGGUGCCAUCUUGGAUCGUCUAGCCCAGCUCUCUGCUGACACCACAUGGCGUAGAGAUGAGCCGUCCCGAGUCCCCUCGCCCCUCAGAGCCUUGUCCAAAUUACAGAAUCAGAGCAAAUAAAUGGUUGCUAUUUCAAGCCAUGGUGUUUUGGGGACUUGUUACCUGACAAUAGCUAACUGAAACAGAUUUUUUUUUUUUUUUUGAGAUCUGACCAUUUUAUGUAUUAGUAAUAAGUGUAAUGAGAAGUGUUAAGUUGCUCAGUCGUGUCUGACUCUGUGACCCCAUGGACUGUAGCCUGUUAGGCUCCUCUGUCCAUGGGAUUAUCCGGGCCAGAAUACUGGAGUGGGUUGCCAUGCCCUCCUCCAGGGGAUCUUCCCCACCCAGAGAUUGAACCCAAGUCUCCUGCAUUGUUGGCAAAUUCUUUACCAUCUGAGUCACCAGUGAAGUCCAUAUUAUGUAUUAGCUCUUUUAACCCUCAUAGUCACCCUGUGUGGUAGUAUUAUUAUUGUCUUUAUGUGUAUUAGAAAACCAGGGCACAGAGAAGUUAGUGGAGGACUAACACAGUGAUACACACAGUGAGCGUGUCAUAGCUAUUACCAGCAUCAUGCUCACCAGCGUUAAAACCUCCAUGAUGGUUAAAGAAGGGGUCAUAAGAGGAAUUAAAGUGUUAAUUCGCCCACUUACUAGCGAUAUGGUUUUAGGUAAGUGAUUUCACCUUUCCGAGGCUCCAUUUCUUCAUCGUAAAGUGGAGGUUAUACUUGUCAUCUCAGAAGGUUGCCAUGAGGAGCACAGGGUCUGUCAGAGGGCAGACUCCUAACCCACGGCAGGGAAGAGGAUCACGGCUAAGCAUGCACCCAGGUGGGCUGUGGCCGCAGGGUAAAGCCAUUUUCUCAGAAGGCCUAGUGGAGAGAUAGGCGUCAGGUCCUUGGGGAUGUUGUUGAAGUGCUGGGUCAGGCCACAUCUGAAAUGAGUUACUUCAGGACUUUCUUAUUAGGGGAUCCAAUAAAGCUUUUUUCUUUUUUUAAAUCAUUUAAACCAAGUUGAAUAGGGCUUUCUGUUACUUGGGAGCCAACGUCUGGAUUUUGUCAUUUGUUGAUUCAUCAGAUAUGCAAUACUGUUUCGGGCAUUGUUUUAGGUGCUGGUUUUAUAAUAGUAAAUAAGACGCUCAAGAGCCCUGUCCUCAUGGAACUUAACAUUCUAGCGGGGAGAGGCAGAUGAUUUUAACAAAAGUUAGUGUUGGUGAAAGCCAGGGUAAGGGGGAUAAAGAGCGACAAGAGCUGCUAUUUUAGGUGGAGGGGUUAAAUGAGCUAUCUCAGAAAAUGCGAUUGGAGGAGGGACCUGACCAAAAGGGAGGAAGCCAGCUGUGCGCCUGUUUUGAGGGAAAAAACAGCAAGUUCAGAGGUUCCGUGAUGUGCUCAGCGAGUAGGAGCAGACCGAGCCAGCUGGGGGGGGGGGG
Molecule: messenger RNA, 7982 nt
Organism: Dama dama (fallow deer)
Lineage: Eukaryota; Metazoa; Chordata; Mammalia; Artiodactyla; Cervidae
Gene: DYRK1B
Product: dual specificity tyrosine phosphorylation regulated kinase 1B
Exons: 11
Coding region: 70-2136 (688 amino acids)
Biological process (GO): protein autophosphorylation; peptidyl-serine phosphorylation; positive regulation of DNA-templated transcription
Cellular component (GO): nucleus
Molecular function (GO): protein serine/threonine/tyrosine kinase activity; transcription coactivator activity; protein serine/threonine kinase activity
Source: RefSeq, a predicted model, not a curated record